GCGAGAUGUUUGUCGUGCAAUAAUUGCAAAAUACCCUUUUCUUUCUGAUGCAAGUGGUGGCUAUGAAAUUUGGUAUCGGUACCUUGGUGAGAAAGUUAAGAAUGAAUUAAGAAAUGAAAGAGCAGACCCUGUUGUCCUAUCUAGAAAAAGAAAAAAUGUUGAUGGCAGUCCAGCUGCAACUAAAAUCAGAGCAGCUGUUCGACGAGGAAUUGUGAACUGGGCACCUCCACCAAUAGAUGGCGAGGACGAUGUCUGUUCCCAAGCACAUGUUUCGUGGAUGAAGAAGGAAUUGAAAAGAAAACAACCCAACCUCACUUUGGUAAACAAAAAGAUGGAAUUGACUUAUUCCUUUAGGAGGCAUAUGAUAAAUGAGGAAAAACAUUUGGUGAAGGAUAUGAUGGAACAAUAUCCUUUCCUGUUUAAAAAAGCCCAUCUAAAAUCUGAGUACAGUCGUUUGAUGGCAGAUAGCUUGGCUGCUGAUUGUAUUCAAGGCAAUUUGCUAGAAGUAUCACCCAACAUUAUCAGAGUAGCAGAGCAAAGGAAAUUUGUUUCAGAAGAAGCUAAUAAGCUGCUGCUUCUUUGUAAACCUACAAAUGACUCUAGUUGUAAUGAUGAUGAAGAGAAUGAAAAUAUUUUAUCUGCAGAGAACAAAACUUUUGUUGCAAUGUGUUUGUUGCCUCAUUUACUGGAAAGGAAAACAAAAACUAAUAAAAGUCCUGAGUCUUACUUUUACCAGUUUGGUGAAGCAGAAGUUGCCAUGGCAGCAAGACCUGGAAUGGCCCCAUUUUGGUUAUCAGUGGCUCAGUGGAUGAUCCCCAUCCGGAUGAUAUAACUGUAGUUGCGAAAACCACAUUGUAACAAGGUCUGCAGGAAUUCUGGAUGCACUGGAGUCAAUGCUUAUAUUGUAUUACGUAUGUAAUAUU
This is a messenger RNA of Xenia sp. Carnegie-2017, 923 nucleotides long. RefSeq lists its product as uncharacterized. The transcript has 5 exons. The record is from RefSeq and is a predicted model, not a curated record. Lineage: Eukaryota; Metazoa; Cnidaria; Anthozoa; Malacalcyonacea; Xeniidae. The coding region runs from base 278 to 832 and encodes 184 amino acids.